Molecule: messenger RNA, 576 nt
Organism: Tetrahymena thermophila SB210
Lineage: Eukaryota; Ciliophora; Oligohymenophorea; Hymenostomatida; Tetrahymenidae
Product: proteasome subunit beta type protein
Exons: 6
Biological process (GO): proteasomal protein catabolic process
Cellular component (GO): proteasome core complex, beta-subunit complex; cytosol; proteasome core complex
Molecular function (GO): peptidase activity
Source: RefSeq, a predicted model, not a curated record
AUGGACUCAGCUUUUGGUUUAGUAGGAAAAGAUUUCGUAAUUGUUGCCACUGACUGUUCAGUUGCUUAUUCCAUCCUUAAGUUGAAGGAUAAGGAAGAUAAAAUCUCAUUGUUAGAUUAAAAUAAAGUUAUGGCUUUGAGCGGUGAACAAGCCUAUCGUUUGUAAUUCUCUGAUUAUAUUGCUAAAAAUAUUGCUUUAAAUAAAUAUCGUAACGGUACAGAAUUUAACACCAAGGAAUGUGCUGAGUUUGUUAGAUCUGAACUAGCUUAUGGUAUCAGAAAUGGUCCCUUCAUGGUUAAUUGUCUUAUUGCAGGUUUUGAUAAUAAUUAACCUUAAUUAUAUUGGGUUGACUAUAUGGGAACUCUCGUUAAAAGUGUUAAAGCUGCUCAUGGAUAUGCUGCUCACUUUGUUUUGAGUACACUCGAUCAUGACUACAAGCCCAAUUUGACUUUAGAUGAAGGAAUAGCUAUUAUAAAGCGUUGCAUCAAUGAAUUAAAAACAAGAUUCUUGAUUUCACAAAGCCAUUUUAUUGCUAAGAUAGUCACUCCCGCUGGUAUUUAAGUUCUUGAAUUGUGA